AGCAACCGUUGACCAGUAGCCGGAGCGUUGUCAUCGCAUUUGGACGCAUUUAAAUUUAAUUACCUUUCGUUUUUACGCAGCAAAACCUGAAUUAUUUUGUGAAAACCAUUUAAAGAAAAUAUUUUGCGGGAACAUUAAAUAAAUUUCCGAAAAUUUAUUUGAAAAAAAUUUAAAAAAAAUUUAAUCGGAAUUUUUUAUUUGAUAACUUUUUCGAAAAUUUGUUAACUCGGUUGCAACCGCUGCAACAUGUUGUGGAAGGAUGUGUUCGAUCAACAUAAUAAUGUCGGCGGUAGUAAAUUGUUGCUAUCGCCUUGGCAAGUUUUUACCUUAAUUAUUAUAGGGUGGUCCGCAGCUACCGGAAAAUGUGAAGUCGGUACCUUCGAAAAACUAGUUAUGCCCGACACUUACGUGAAUCCCAGCGCAUCAGCAACGCCACAAGGCCGUUCCUAUGCGCCACGUUCUUACUACGACGCCGGCACCGAAUGCACAGUCGGCACAGAGUGUACUCCGCUACACGAUUGCACGGCGAUGAUCUACGAAGUGGCCAAACGCUGUUACUACGGUGAUAAAUCGUUAUUUUGCGGCGGCGGUGAAGAAAUGCCCUACGUCUGUUGUCCUAGUAGUCCGCUUGAGAAGAAUCAAGUGUGCGGCAAGUCGCUGGUGCAAGGACACUUUUAUCGCGGGCUCGGCACGCAUCCGUUCGUGGCGCGUGUUGGUUUCAAACAUAUUAAUACGGGCGCUUUUGCAUAUCCCUGCGCGGGCUCGGUCAUCGCCAGACGCGUCAUUUUAACAGCCGCUCAUUGCGCUUUAGCCAAGGCGGAAGGACAUCGUCUCUCUUCCGUGCGUGUGGGCGAAUACGACACGUCCAGCGAUCCGGAUUGCGCGAGCACUGGAUUUUGUGCGCCUCGCUCGGUCAAUCACGCGAUUAGCCAUGUGAUCGUGCAUCCAGACUAUAAACAGGGCCAGUAUCAUCAUGAUAUCGCUUUGUUGGUGCUGAAAACGCCACUCAACUAUUCAGUCGCAACACAACCGAUUUGCCUGCAAAAGUCACGCGCCAAUUUGGUGGUGGGUAAGCGCGCCACAAUCGCCGGUUGGGGCAAGAUGUCUACCUCCAGCACGCGUCAACCGGAAAUGGCGCAUUUGGAUGUGCCGCUGACCAGUUGGGAUCUUUGUUUGCGUAAUUACGGCUCGACUGGCGCGCUGGAAUCGCCCAAUUCAAUUGAAGGACAGUGGAUGUGCGCUGGCGGUGAGGGUAAGGAUGUGUGUCAGGGAUUUGGCGGAGCGCCACUGUUUAUACAGGAAAACGGCAUAUACUCACAGAUCGGCAUAAUGUCUUUCGGCUCGGAUAAUUGUGGUGGCUUGCGCAUACCGAGUGUUUACACGUCUGUGGCUCACUUUGCCGAAUGGAUACACGACAAUACGCCGCCGGAAUAAAUUUUCACAAUUUUGUGUUCAUUUUUUGAAAAUAUAUUGAAGAUUUUUAAAUUGCAAUUUUGACGAUGUGAUUUUGUGUUUAAAAUUUCGAAUUUUUAUUUAUUUUAUUAAUUAAGUUUGUAUCGAUAAUGAAUAUGCAUUAUUUAUUCAUAUAAAAUAAGGUGUAUUAGCCAAUAAAUUGUUUGUGAAAAAUUA
Messenger RNA from Bactrocera tryoni, 1629 nucleotides. Its product is annotated as CLIP domain-containing serine protease 14D. Gene Ontology annotation, molecular function: serine-type endopeptidase activity. NCBI's taxonomy places the organism in Eukaryota, Metazoa, Arthropoda, Insecta, Diptera, Tephritidae. The record is from RefSeq and is a predicted model, not a curated record. Gene Ontology annotation, biological process: proteolysis. The transcript has 6 exons. The coding region runs from base 247 to 1434 and encodes 395 amino acids.